ACGGCACAUCGCUCCACAACACCGACCCAGCAACAACCAGCCAGCUGUCACCGGAAACUAAUAACACAGGUACAAUGAUUCGUCUCAGCAGCGCAUUGGCUGUUGCCAUAGCAACAAUCCUCGUCUGCUGCAAUGCCGAAUCACGUCAGGAACGAGACGUGUCACCCGAUAGACUCAAUGACGCUGCUUUCAGACAAAAGCAAGAAGUUGAUAAUUUCAUACGACUCUUAGUACAGAAUGAACUAAUGAAUGGUGGAAGACACUUUAGUAGAAUAGGUGGUACUAAUGGAAGACAAAGAAGCUUUGUGUAUGGUCUAACAGCUGAUAAACUUGGCGAUAAUCUUGACAGAACUGCGCCGUAUGGAGAACUUAAUGGUGUAGAAGACGAGAAAAUGCAAUAUGCACGAUUCAUAGAUUCGCUCGGUGGUGGAAAUUUUGUUCGCAAUCUGGAUUCCAUUGGAGGUGGAAACUUAGUCAGGAAUCUAGAUUCAAUCGGUGGUGGAAAUCUAGUCAGAAACCUAGAUUCUAUCGGUGGUGGAAAUCUCGUCAGAAAUCUGGAUUCCAUCGGUGGUGGAAAUCUAGUCAGAAACCUAGACUCCAUCGGUGGUGGAAAUCUAGUCAGAAAUCUAGAUUCUAUUGGUGGAGGAAAUUUGGUCAGAAAUCUAGAUUCCAUUGGUGGUGGAAAUCUAGUCAAAAAAAAUCUUGACCAAAUUGGCGGACCUAAUCUUGUAAAGCGUCACGUUGACUCAUUGGGCGGUGGUAAUUUAGUUCGAGAAGUUUAUCCAAUGAUUGGAAAUUUCGUUUAAACCUAUACCACUGAUUUAGAAGAAUAUUAUUAAGAUUAAUAUUACUUACUACAGUGUUUUCGUCGUAAUAAAUGUGAUAUCCUUAUUUAAUUUCCUCUUAUAAUUAAUUAAAAACAAUUUCAUUCAAAAUAAAUACUACGCAGAACAA
This is a messenger RNA of Leptidea sinapis, 954 nucleotides long. RefSeq lists its product as uncharacterized. Lineage: Eukaryota; Metazoa; Arthropoda; Insecta; Lepidoptera; Pieridae. The transcript is spliced from 4 exons. The record is from RefSeq and is a predicted model, not a curated record. The coding region runs from base 75 to 806 and encodes 243 amino acids.